Messenger RNA from Teleopsis dalmanni, 1404 nucleotides. RefSeq names its product phosphatase Herzog (gene hzg). The transcript has 6 exons. The record is from RefSeq and is a predicted model, not a curated record. The coding region runs from base 274 to 1284 and encodes 336 amino acids. NCBI's taxonomy places the organism in Eukaryota, Metazoa, Arthropoda, Insecta, Diptera, Diopsidae. Gene Ontology annotation, molecular function: RNA polymerase II CTD heptapeptide repeat phosphatase activity.
GCCAGUUUCCAAUUGACUUUACGAGAAGGAAUGUCGUGAAUUGUUUGGUCGCUGGAUGGAUAUAGUUGAAACUUUAUAAAAUUCAUAUAAAAAUAUUAGAAAAAAUUCAAUAUAUACAUAUUAUUAUUAUAAUUUUACUUAAAGUAAAUAAAACUAGAAAAUUCUUUACAAUACCUCGAUUGGAACCAAUUUUGAUGAACUAAGUGAAAAGUGGUUUUUUUUAAUUGAAUAAUACAAGUAAAGUAAAGCAGGUUGCUGAUAAUUUAUGCUUAAAUGGAUGCAACAUCAAUAAUAACGCAAGUUUCCCGAGAUGAUGAACAGCUAAAUGUUUAUCCAAGUGAAAAAGAUGACGUCGAACGACUAAAGCCACAAAAACGAGGUUUCUUUCAAUCGAUUUUAUGCUGUUGGCGUCGAAAUCGAAAUAAAACGAAUCAAAAUGGAACUCCAAUUGAUGGAUCAACAACACCGCCACCUAUACCGGACCAACAAAGGUACCUUCUACCUCAGGUUAGGCACUCAGAUAUGCACAAAAAAUGCAUGGUCAUCGAUUUGGAUGAAACACUAGUGCACAGUAGUUUUAAGCCAAUUCCAAAUGCCGAUUUUGUAGUUCCAGUAGAAAUUGAUGGAACUAUACAUCAAGUAUAUGUACUGAAGAGACCCUACGUUGAUCAGUUUCUACGAAAAAUGGGUGAGCUAUAUGAGUGUGUAUUAUUUACUGCAUCACUAGCCAAAUAUGCGGAUCCAGUCGCAGAUCUAUUAGAUAGAUGGAAUGUGUUUCGCGCAAGACUGUUUAGGGAAUCAUGCGUUUUUUACAGGGGAAAUUAUAUUAAAGACUUAAAUCGUCUUGGUCGUGAUUUGCAAAAAAUUGUGAUUGUUGAUAAUUCACCAGCCAGUUAUAUAUUUCAUCCAGACAAUGCGGUUCCUGUGAAAUCAUGGUUUGAUGAUGUUACAGAUACUGAACUUUUUGAUCUGAUACCACUUUUUGAAAAACUAAGCAAAGUCGAUUCUGUAUAUAGUGUAUUGUGCAAUUCGAAUCAUCCGUUAAAUAAUCAUCAACAGCAGCAGCAACAAUCACAGCAGCCAGACCAGACUAUAUCAGCAACAACGGUUAUCACACAAGCUACAACAUUAUCAACACCUACAAUUUUGACGACACCACAACAUCAUCAACAGCAACAGCAACCACAACCACAACAACAACUGCAGCAACAGCAACAACAUAAUCAACAAAUAAAUCAACAAGGUAGUCCGCCCAGUCAAAACGAUUUAAAUAAUAAAACGUAACAUCAGUGGGAAUUGAUGUUUAUUAAUAUUUAGUUUUAUUAAAAUAUUUUUAUUUAAUAUCAAUUUAAAUUAAACAUUAAUAUUAAUGUUAAGAAGAAAAAAAAAGAAUUAAGCAAACCU